Molecule: messenger RNA, 2195 nt
Organism: Limulus polyphemus (Atlantic horseshoe crab)
Lineage: Eukaryota; Metazoa; Arthropoda; Merostomata; Xiphosura; Limulidae
Product: transmembrane protein 256 homolog
Exons: 3
Coding region: 100-600 (166 amino acids)
Source: RefSeq, a predicted model, not a curated record
GUCACUUAUAACAGAUCUGGUUACUGUGUGAUUGAGGAUCUCGUAGGAUCAGAGAGUAUUUAGAGUUUAGACGUUUUGGUUUAAAAAUAUAUUAUAAAAAUGGAAACCAUACAAUCCACGACACAGAGUGCUUAUAAAUGGGUACAAAAACUAUGGAGAGGAAACAAAGAGGAAGUGUCUUCAUCUUAUUCCAAAAGCACCGGUAACGUUAAAUUUCCGGGACAGAAAUUUGCUGCUGAGCAUAUUUCGACGUUAACAGCAGGAUCAAACUUUGUAAGAUUUGCUGGUAUUUGUGGAGCCACUGCAGUAGUAAUGGGGGCGUAUGGAGCACAUGUGUAUUACCCAAGAAAAGAUGUUCCUGAUGAACUAAAACAAGUGUUUGAAACUGCAAACAGAUAUCAUUUCUUACAUAGCCUUGCCCUUUUAGCUGUUCCUCUCACAAGAAAACCAGUUUUGGUUGGAACUCUAUUGUUACUUGGAAUGGGAAUAUUCUGUGGUUCCUGCUAUAUCUAUGCAAUCACAGGAAACAAACAUGCUGGAAAGUUCACACCGUAUGGUGGGAAUCUGCUUAUUCUGGGCUGGCUGGCUAUGCUCUUGUAAUCUUCUGAAAAUAAGUGUUUUGAUUACUCUUUUAGUGUCUGAAGCAAGCUUUAGGAAAUACUAUUCCACUUGUACAUUAACCUUAUAUAUUGUAUUUUGAAUCAGUAUAGUGAAACAGUUGCCAUAAGAUGCAUGUAAUAUUGAAAUGAUUACUUCCGAGAUGAUAACUCACCUCUUCACAUAGAAAUGCUAUUUCUCUCAUGCGUCUGCCUAUGUGAUUUGCAUGCCACUAGCCUUGAGCUAACUCCCAUCUAAAAUCAGAUAUUUAACAUGAACUGUGCUGGUGUCAUCAUGCAACAAUAACCCUCCAUCAAUAGGAGAGCAACACAACCUUCAUGCUUAGUAACUCCUUUAUGCUCUUGCACUUAUGAUAACUUCAUUCUUUUCCUGGGCAUUACAUUGAAUAGACAUGUUGAAAGUUCCUCAUCUGAGUUCAAACUGAUGAGAUUUACAUUUCUUAAUGAAACUUGGGAUUUUCUUUUUUUUUCAAAAUCUUUAACUCUUUUCAUGAAUGCUCAAGUGAUAAUAGCUUCUACUUGUCCUGUGUGAGUGACAUUACAUGCACAGGCUCUCUUUUUCCUAUGGCUUCUUGAGGAUCGUUAGCUGUUGGAGACGUUUUAUCCUUUGUUCAUUGUGUUGUGGAUUACCUUAUGCUUACUGUGUCUCCUCCUACCAUCCUUUCAGCUGAUGUUCUUUCUUCUCAAUUGUAAGUGGGUAGUUGGAUGAUUAUUUUAACCUGAUUUGCUUUGGGUAAUGCCUCACUUAUCUAGGAAUGUCCUCAAUCUUCCAAACUCCUUCUGGAUAUGCUUUCUCAGGUAUGUUCUUUUCAUUAUCUUUUACCUGCAUCUUUUAAUAUUUCCCGUUCUUUACUCCAUAAACCCAGUUAUCACGAUUGCUUUGUCUUUCAUUCUUUGCAUGACAUUAGGGUUUAUAGUUUCCUUUCUCAAACAGCUCUACUCUUGCACCCACAUGCCUCAUCCCCCUCAUGUUUGUGACUCCUUUGUUAUGAUACAGAUGUCACAUUCCAUUAACUUUUCCUUCAGGCAUUUUCUGAAGGGAGCUCAUCUAGUUAAAAUUUUGUACUGGCCACUUCACCAUUUCAACGUGGGAUUGUAGCAUUUCUGUGUGUGGAAGUGAGUUUUCUCAGAAGUUAAUAUUUUUCUAAUCCGAAAUUAUAUUUCCGAUAGAUACCUCUUCACACAGUCCCAACCGACCUCCCCACUCCUGGUGUGCCUUUUUCUUACUUCAUCUAAGAAUGAAGUUAUCAUGAGUACAAGCUCAUAGUGGGAGUUACUACGCAUGGAGGGUGUGUGCCCUCUCUUGUUGGUGGAGAUCUAUUGUUGCAUGAUGACUUAAUACACCAGCGCAGUUCACGUUAUUCAACACGUGAAUUUAGGUGGAGUUAGCUCAAGGCUAGUAGCAUGCAAAUCUCACAGGCGGACAGAGCACAAGGAAAUAGCAUUUCUUUGUGAGGAGGCGAGUAUCUAUCGGAAAUGCAUUUUCAGAUUAGGAAAAUGUUAACUUUUGCUAGAUUAUAACCAUGGAUACUACAUAGUGUAGAUAAAAUAUUUGAAUAUUAAAUUUUACUUUUGAAA